Messenger RNA from Suricata suricatta (meerkat), 1589 nucleotides. Its product is annotated as Krueppel-like factor 17. Bases 82 to 1251 code for a protein of 389 amino acids. The transcript has 4 exons. Gene Ontology annotation, molecular function: RNA polymerase II cis-regulatory region sequence-specific DNA binding; DNA-binding transcription factor activity, RNA polymerase II-specific. Gene Ontology annotation, biological process: regulation of transcription by RNA polymerase II. The record is from RefSeq and is a predicted model, not a curated record. Lineage: Eukaryota; Metazoa; Chordata; Mammalia; Carnivora; Herpestidae.
GAGGCGUCGCGUAUCAGCUGUGCUCUGGUGCGGGUCUGGAGCGGCACACAGUCCUUGGUGUGCAGCCCAUCCCAGGCUGAGAUGGAGCAGGAAGCUGAGAGGCCGAGCCAGCGGCAGGAGGCUCAGAACCAGCUUGUGCAGGAUACUGAGAAGUCCAUGUCCAUCUUGGACAUGUGUCCAUCUCCUGGAAGUAGUGGAGUGCACACCCCUUGGAAUGAAGGCCUGUCAGACAUUCAGCACUUCCCUCAGUGCACACAGCUGGAGAGGAUCCCCUUGACCUUGGCUGAGGCACCCAAGCAGAAUGCAAGUGCUAUGGGGCCACAAUUCAGUACAUCAGUGCCGGAGGAUAACAUGAGCUACUACUCCCAAGUGAUUCACGCUUCUUCUCAGAUGAUUUACUCUGAGGGGACGUCUCCUUCCCAGCCAGGAAUGAUGGUUUUCAGGGGGCCCCAGAUGAUGGCCUUAGGAGAACCCAGUGCUCCAGGGGUGGCCAUGACCUUUUAUAGGACCCUAGGGAUGCCUUCCAGUGGGCCACCAGUCUCAGCUCCCAAUGGAACCUCAAUGAUGUCCCACAUCAAUGCACCCACAAUGCCUUAUUCUGCACCCCCAACAGUACCUUCUAAUGGAAACUCUUCAACACCUAAAGUGUUAUUGGCCCCAACCACGUCUUCUACUGAGGCCCAGGCAAUGAUCCCUACUUUGGCUCAGAUGUUGCUCCCUAGAGAUCACCAUGACUUUGGGAUGCGACCAGCUGGGUUCCCAUCAUUGCAGGCUUUAAAAUCCCAGGACUGUCUCAUGAGCCAGUCCGCCUCCCAGGAAGACUCCUUCCUACCUAAGCAGCCCAUACAAGCUCCACAGAGAGUGGAGCAGAACUCCAGGGCCCAGGAACAGUCUCCCAGGAGAUCCACAGUUUCAAGGUCUUACUCCUGCCAAUAUGAGAACUGUGGAAAAGCUUAUACUAAGCGUUCCCACCUCGUGAGUCACCAACGCAAACACACAGGUGAGAGGCCUUAUAAAUGCAUGUGGGAAGGCUGUAUGUGGUCUUUCUUCCGUUCCGAUGAGCUUGGACGACAUAUGCGGAUACACACCAGAUAUCGACCAUAUAGAUGUGACCAGUGCGGCCGACAGUUCAUGAGAUCUGACCAUCUCAGGCAACACCGAAGGACUCAUCUGCCGAUGACAGGACCCCCAGACCCACAGGCCAACAAUGGAAAAAUGGCUGGUCCUCCUGCUCCUUCUUUAGGUGACUGAAGAGGAAAGAAUUCAGACAGAAUGCUGGACCAACCCAACUGCUCAGAGGAGAGUCAACCUGCAAGCUUCCAUUCAUUUGACCAAUGUCUGUGAGCCCACUACAAAGAGCAUCAUAUCUGUGGGGACUCAUGGUGAGGGGCCCGGAGACAAUGGAGGGUGUGUCAGGGAAAAAAGACUUCUCAAGGAGGGACCUGAGUCAGACCUGAAGGACUCAUGGGGGCUAGCCAGCCUCCCAUUUCCUGGGUGUCUUCCUUUGUCAUGCCCUAUGUUGGACACUAAAGACUCAGAGCAUGACAGUGCCUUGCUGUGAAGCGUAAAGACUACAGAUAAACAUCCUG